Myotis myotis is the source of this 3862-nucleotide messenger RNA. RefSeq names its product testis expressed 35 (gene TEX35). The transcript has 14 exons. The record is from RefSeq and is a predicted model, not a curated record. Lineage: Eukaryota; Metazoa; Chordata; Mammalia; Chiroptera; Vespertilionidae. Bases 106 to 777 code for a protein of 223 amino acids.
GCCAGAUGAAGAGCAUCAUUAGCAGGCUAAUGGCUGUGGAGGAGGAACUGAAGAAGGAUCAUGCUGAGAUGCAAGCAGUUAUUGAUGCAAAGCAGAAAAUAAUCGAUGCACAGUUUGAAGGCAAGACCCUCCCUGAGCAAAAGGAUUACAGCUUCCUUUAGUGCCGUGUUCUGGAAGCUGAGGGACGACAUGAUGGGUGAUGAUGGAUUGAGGAGGAGGAAGAGACAGACAUAUGAAUACAAAAGAAUUAAACCAGAAGGGCCAUUUACCAAAACGGGAGGGACGAGGGAGCUAAAGAAUGAUCUCAGGGAGGUGAGGGAAGAGCUCAAGGAAAAGAUGGAGGAGAUAAAACAGAUAAAAUGUGUAAUGGACAAGGAUUUUGAUAAACUCCAAGAAUUUGUGGAGAUUAUGAAGGAAAUGCAGAAGGAUAUGGAUGAGAAGAUGGAUGUUUUAAUAAAUAUACAGAAAAACAGCAAGCUUCCCCUUAGAAGAGGACCAAAGGAGCAUCAGGAACUCAGGCAGAUAGGAAAGCCUGACACAGACUCACAGCACCGGCUCAAGAAACUGGAGGGAGUUGAAGGAGCAUCGCUUUCUAUUCACAAGAAGAAUAUGGCACUACAGAAACUCAAAAAGGACCCACUGGACUCCCUUCAUCAACGUGGGACCUGCUAUGAGAAAUGUAUGUUGUGUGCCCUAAAGAACAACCACAAUCAGGGGAGACUUCCACACCAGGGCUGGGCACCCUCCUCAUCCUUGGCAUCUGGAGCUGCAUUCUGAUGUACCUGUGCUUCAACCUCUACAUGACCGAGGACAUGCUUCCAACUUAGUGCUGCCAUGGAACCCACCAGAGCUCCAGUUCCUCCUCCCCCAACUCCUUGAGCUGCACAGUAGAGGCUUGUUGCCCCUUCCAUACCACCCCGCCCCAGGCCUCCCGCCACCUGGAUUAAAAUCUUCAUUGAAAGCCAAAGGGGGUGUCACCAAACUCGAGUAUGCAGACUGUCACUUCUUUUGUUCUCCAGUCCCUCUUCCUGCUUCCUGGUGGAUUAGUGGGAAGUUCUGUUUUGGUCAUCCUUGGGGUCAUCCUACCUCCCUACUGUCUCCCUCUGCUCCACCUUAUUCUGCAAAGGCCCCAGGUCAGAAGAGAGGAGAGGCCCUAGAGAUAUCAGACACCUUCCUGUGUAGUCACAGGAGACACCCCUACCAUCCCGUCCAAUCACUCCCUCCAUCUUCGUGGCUCUAGCAUUGUAUGUGUGUGUUGAGGGCAACCUGAGAGGUGAGGUACCGUGGGGAACCCCCAGGCCCAGAGUCUAGUGUGCAGGAGGACUCAGGACCUGGUGCACAGUGGUCGCCUUGGGCGCUGAGGAUCCACCCUCCUUGUCCUCUAGCAGAUUUCCUCCCACCUCCACAGAAAGGACACACAUCCACCCCUUCAGAGGCCUUAGGUCAUUGCAAAGGUGGGGAUGAGCCAGUGACCUCCCCAGCUACACUCUGUCCUGCUCCAAAUCCUCCUCCUCGGGGAAGAUGAGGCUUGGCUGCUAGCUGACAGUGAGAACAAAGAAAGACACAGAGAAAACAGGAUUUCAAUGAACUCUUCUGUCAUGGGUGUGCUUCUUGGCACCAGUUUGAUGGAGAAACUCAUGGGAGUUCAUAUUUUAUUUAACACCAGCUCUUGCCUGUUUCAUCUCCUUUCCAAGUUGGCUGCUUCGACUUUUAGACAGUCUAGUAAAUAACUGGUUGUUGCUGUGUAGUAAUGAGCAGUGUAUUGGGUGCUUUAAAUCAGCGGUCGCCAACCUUUUGGACCUCAUGGGCCACCAGUGGUCUGUGGACCACCAGUUGGCGACCUCUGCUUUAGAUACAUUAUUUUAUUUAUUUUUUAAGAUAUAUAUUUUGAAAACAAAAAAACAAAAGAAAACAUAAGCCAUGCCUUUAUAGUUUUAAAGGAAAUGGUAAACAUGUAUAAUAAAAAUCUGGACCCUAAGUAAAUCAGUCCAGUGGUCUUACGCAUGUGAUGAAAGCAGAAAUGGGGCAGGAAUGGGAAAGGAGAAGGCCGGGUAUAGCCCUGUGUCGUUUCCCUGCCGUGGUAGCAGAUUACCACACAGUCAGUGCCUGGAGUCAACACAAAGUGGGUCUCUGGGCAGAAACCCAGGCAGUGGCCACGCCUGUUCCUUCGGAAGGCUCUCGGGGAGAAUGUUUCUUGCCGUUUCAGCUUCCAGAGGCUGCCUGCGUCCCCUCUCACAGCCUCUUCCAUCUUCAGAACCAGCAUUGGCCAGUCCAGUCUCUCUCAUUCUGCAGCACUCUGAUCCUGGUUCUUUCUCUGCCUCUUGUGCCCACUUUUAAGGACCCUUGUGACCACGUUGGGCCCACCUGGAAAUGCCAGAUAGUCUCCUUAUGUUAAGAUGGAGAAAGUGAGGAGGAAGGAGAUCAACAGACCGGCCCCCUCCCUGAAUGUUUGCCACUCACCUGGGCAUCCUGGGGACCUAGAACAUCAAAACCCUCAGCAUCAGUCCAUGGGGCAGGGCCAGGCAUCAAUUUGAGGUCAAACACCAACUUUCCUCAACCUGUAUGAGGUUUAUGCUCCUUGCCGUGUCUUCUCUGCAGUCGCUCAGAUUUGUCCUUUUGUAUAAAGGAAGUCCACAUACCUGUGGUGGGGCAUGGAGAAGUUGUGGGCCUUAGCACCCUUGUACCCAGAGAACCUCACCUGAGAGGUUCACCUUCUGCUGGCUUUCAGCUCAUGCAAUGCACCUGGCUGAGGGCUCAGCCCAGAAGGAAGGGCAGGCCCGAAAAUCAUGCUAAUCCUCACCACGGAUCUGGGUGUCACCAGGGGAAGGGUCCUACGCCUCUGGGAAAGAGCCUGCACAGAGAUUACCGCUUCCUUCUACAGAUGAGUUAGGCUCCAGUUGAAUCCUUGCCAGAGUCCCAAACUUUGACUCACAAAAUCCAGAAUUGUAGAAAAAGGCGUGCUGGGGAAGGAAGAAUAUGUGGCCAGAGUCAAUGGAAAUUGUGGACCCAGCAGUUUUGGAAAAUGAAUUAUACAGUUACAGAGGCUGGGAUUGCAGCCAUCGGAAGGAGCCAUUCCUGUUCUGCAGAAAAGAUAGUGAAUUCCCACUGGGUGAAAUAAAUUAUAGGGAAAGUCAGAAAUAUCUGGUUCUUCCAGUGGUUUAAAUUCUCCUGUUGAUUGACGCCCAUCAGAAGCAGCCACCAACGUUGACCACAAAAUGGAAUAAUGGUGCUCAUCGUUAGUUCAAAUGUAUCCAAACUUGGUCAAGCACAAUUCCAUCUCCUCAGCCCUCUCUUAUCUCACCUGUAAAUCCAUCUUCUGUCUCUGGGUGAUGCCAGACCUACGCCUGCUUUGUGGGCAAUGAAAAUCUCCCUUGUUUGUUAACACAGCCCCACCUUGUUAAGCUCAGGGUAUUUUGUGCAGAAACAUAGUCUAUAUAGCUAUUAUAACAAAACUAGAGGCCCAGUGCACAGAUUCGUGCACCAGUGGGGUCCCUCAGCCUGGCCUGCCGGGAUAGGGCCCAAACCGGACAUCUCUGACAUCUCCCGAGGGGUCCCGGAUUGCAAGAGGGUGGUUCUCGGGUGACACACCCCAGAAUCAGGCUCCCUCCUCUCUGGGUCUAGGGUGUGGAUGAAGCAGAUUUGGGGCUGACAGGGCCUCAGCAGCAACCUAACCCACUCUCAUUCUGCCAGGAAUCGGGCUCCCUCCUCUACUGGUCAGAGUGUCUUCCCCCUGGUGGUCAUUGUGCGUUAUAGCUACCAAGCGAACGGUCUAACAGUCAUUGGGUCAUUUAGGCUUUUAUAUAUGCACUGGGUGUGUGUGUGGGGGGAGUGUCCCUCAGCCCGGCCUGCCCCCUCUCACAUA